Candidozyma auris is the source of this 1770-nucleotide messenger RNA. RefSeq names its product cystathionine gamma-synthase (gene STR2). The transcript has a single exon. The record is from RefSeq and is a predicted model, not a curated record. Gene Ontology annotation, molecular function: cystathionine gamma-synthase activity; pyridoxal phosphate binding. Bases 1 to 1770 code for a protein of 589 amino acids. Gene Ontology annotation, biological process: transsulfuration. NCBI's taxonomy places the organism in Eukaryota, Fungi, Ascomycota, Pichiomycetes, Serinales, Metschnikowiaceae.
AUGCAACAGCUGCCUUCGCAAGAAGUAGGCGCUCCGAUCCCCAACAACACAGCCCAUGCUAUCUCUGUGACGUUACCUACGUGGGAAGCCACCGUUGGCUAUGAAGAAGGCGAGGAAUGGGUCACCAGUAAGAUGCAUUCUGGGUACCCGAGAUUCUUUAUCCAUGGAAUCAUUCAGGAUCUUGCUAGAGCUAUCGAGUCUAAGUACGGUAGAGAAGGUGAGAAAUGCAUGAUUUUUCCCUCAUACAACACUGCCAAAAGGUGUCGAGAAUUCAUCAAGGCGAAGACAGAAACGCCAAAUGUGCUGGUGAGAGUUUUGCGGUUGAGAACCCCAGCUCCUACUACGGAGUUUGAGAAAUCGUCAGUUGUGGAGUCGGAAAUCGGCAUUGUGCUUUUUUCUGCCUCAGAGUUCCCUUUGGCCAAACAGUACUGGCAGCAUUCUGGUGAGGGCAUCUCAUCAAGAAUGGCCGAGUACGUCUUGAGAGAGUUGUUUCAGAAUGAAGAAAAGGAUCAGGCGAGAUUGAGAUCGAGAAACAAGCAGGAGCUUCAAGCACAGAGUAUACAGAAGAAAAGUCCUUCGAUUACUGCAUCGAUCAGAUCGAACUCUAGAGGUCAGAACGAGGAAGCCGAUAAGGAGUUCAACACAUUUAUCGAGCAAAAAUAUGGUCGUGUCCUCGAUCUCAAAUUUGCAAAAGAAGCCAAGUUGGCGUUGAGAAGACGUAUAUGCGGUAAGGCCGACAAAUCGCACAAUCAGGAAGAGGAAAUGGAUAAGGCGAGACGAGGGAAGUUUCUUAGUGAGACCGACGUUUAUCUCUACCCAACUGGCAUGGCUGCUAUAUUUAAUGCCCAUCAAGCUGUGCUUGCUGUGGAAGAGACUGCAAAGAAGUCGGUGUGCUUUGGGUUUCCAUACGUGGACACGCUUAACAUCUUGAGGAAAUUUGGACCUGGCUGUCACUUCCUUGGCCUCGGUGACGACAAGUCAUUAGAUUCGCUCGAGGCUGAUUUAGAGGCUAAAAAUGUUGAGGUUUCGGCCUUAUUUUGUGAGUGUCCAUCGAACCCUUUGCUUAAAACGCCGGAUUUGAAGCGUAUUAGAGCUCUCGCUGACAAGUAUAACUUUUACGUUGUUGUGGAUGAGACAGUGGGCAAUUUUUUGAACAUUUCCGUGUUGCCUUAUUCUGAUAUGGUGGUUUCUUCACUCACAAAGGUGUUUUCAGGUGAUUCAAAUGUCAUGGGUGGAUCCCUCAUCUUGAAUCCGUUGUCUACAAGCUACAAGAAACUCAAGGCAUAUUUCAACAACAAUUAUGAAGAUCUUUAUUGGGCUGAAGACGCGCUUUACCUCGAAAGAAAUUCAAGGGACUUCGAGUCGAGAGCACGCAUGAUUGAUCGCAACGCUGAAGAGGUUAUCAAAUUACUACAGGAAAGUGAAAUAAUCUCUCAGAUAUAUUAUCCAAGCUUAUCUCCAACCAAGCAUCACUACGAUGCGGUCAAAACACCUAACGGAGGUUACGGCGGGUUGAUAUCGAUGUUGUUCAAAGAGCCAAAGCAUGCAAUCACUUUCUUUAAUGCCGUCAACUUGCACAAGGGACCCUCCUUAGGAACGAACUUUACAUUGGCAUGUCCAUAUUCCAUCUUGGCUCACUACCAGGAACUCGACGAGAUAGAAACUUGGGGCGUCGACAGGAAUUUGGUACGAAUCAGCAUAGGUAUCGAGGAUAAAGACGAACUACUCGAGGUGUUGAGAAGCAGCUUGGAGGUUGCAAGAAAAGCAUAG